Messenger RNA from Melitaea cinxia (Glanville fritillary), 1010 nucleotides. RefSeq names its product E3 ubiquitin-protein ligase SINA-like 5. Gene Ontology annotation, cellular component: cytoplasm. NCBI's taxonomy places the organism in Eukaryota, Metazoa, Arthropoda, Insecta, Lepidoptera, Nymphalidae. Gene Ontology annotation, biological process: multicellular organism development; proteasome-mediated ubiquitin-dependent protein catabolic process. The coding region runs from base 144 to 713 and encodes 189 amino acids. The record is from RefSeq and is a predicted model, not a curated record. The transcript has 4 exons. Gene Ontology annotation, molecular function: zinc ion binding; ubiquitin protein ligase activity; ubiquitin conjugating enzyme binding.
GUCCUCAAUUUCGGACCAUAGUGUGAUUAAGUACUAUUAAUUUAGUAAUCAUUAACUUUGAAAUAUAAAUAGAUUUCGUAUUUUUUACAUGUAUAAAUUUUUUAUUCAGUAGAAAACAGAAUGCCCUAAAGAAAACAGCAUUAAUGCGAGUUGAAUGUGUGACAUGUAAAGGUGAAUUUGGUUUACAAAUAUUCCAAUGUGAAAAUGGGCAUAGUUCAUGCAGUGGAUGCAGAUUUAUGAAUAAAGUGUGUGGCUCGUGUUCUAAAACAAUUACGGACAUAAGGAAUAUCACAUUAGAAGCAACUAUAGCUGAUAUAAUUGUCAAACAAAGCAACAAUACUGAGCGUACUAAGUGUCAUAAUGCAAAAGAUGGUUGCAGUCUAUCUUUCCCCAUAAACGAAAUGGGAAAUCACCUAAAAGAAUGUCCAUUUAACGAUAUAAAAUGUCCUCUUUCGUCGUUGUACCAAAACUGCACCUGGAAAGGAAAAAUUAAUCAGUUAUCAAUUCACUUCAAUGACGUCCACCCACAACACUGCGUGGCUGACGUAGACAAAGAAAUGUCUCUUCUAAAUAUUAAUAUAAGCCAGAAGUUGACCUACUUUGUUAAAAUUGGCAAUUACAACUUUUUAAUUCACAUUAAAGUUGACGGAGCUGAAAAACUUUUAUAUAUGACUGCUCAACUCUUUGGCACAAAAGAUUGGAGGUUGCAGUGAACGCACUUUACCUUUUAUAAGGCGAUAUGACAAAACGUUUUUUUUUUUUUUUCGUCACUGACAAAUUCACCCAUGCGCGCUGGGCCUUAAAACAUGAGUUUGUGAUGAAGUUCAUAUACAUCAUUUAUUCUGUUCUUCGACUAGAGUUUAUUAUUUUAAAUGCUAAAUAAAAAAUAUAUGUUUAUUCAUUAUUAUGCUAUCGUUUAGUUCUUAUGAUAAUUCGUUAGAAUCUUUAUUUUAGGUCGAAAAAUGGAAAUACCUAUAAAUCUUUUUAAUUAAAGGUCUAUUUUUGAUAGA